Gekko japonicus is the source of this 2026-nucleotide messenger RNA. It is a transcript of the gene RHBG, whose product is annotated as Rh family B glycoprotein. The transcript is spliced from 8 exons. Gene Ontology annotation, molecular function: ammonium channel activity. Gene Ontology annotation, cellular component: plasma membrane. Gene Ontology annotation, biological process: ammonium homeostasis; ammonium transmembrane transport. Lineage: Eukaryota; Metazoa; Chordata; Lepidosauria; Squamata; Gekkonidae. Bases 49 to 1089 code for a protein of 346 amino acids. The record is from RefSeq and is a predicted model, not a curated record.
UCCUGCAUUCCUCUCCUUCCCGUUCCUUGCCCCCCCUCCCUUCCCACCAUGUCUGGCCACACCACCAACUUAAGGCUCAAGCUGCCCCUGUUCUGUGUUUUCCUUCAGUUCCUGACAAUCCUCCUCUUUGCUACUUUUGUCUGUUAUGACAACCAAACAAGUGCCAAGUUAUGGCACGAGGAGCAAAAAGUCCGCAACAAAAGCCACCCGGACCACGAAUUUUACUUGCGCUACCCAAGCUUCCAAGAUGUCCACACCAUGAUCUUUGUUGGCUUUGGAUUUCUGAUGACCUUCCUGAAACGGUACAGCUUUAGCAGCGUGGCCUUCAAUUUCCUGAUAGCUGCCUUUGCCAUCCAGUGGUCUAUCCUCAUCCAGGGUUUUUUCCAUUCUUUUCACCAAGGCAAGAUCUAUAUUGGAAUCGAGAGCAUGAUCAAUGCCGAUUUCUGUGCCGGAGCUAUCCUCAUCUCCUUUGGAGCUGUCCUUGGGAAGACCAGCCCCGUCCAGCUGCUGCUCAUGGCCUGGCUGGAGGUCAAUCUCUUUGCCAUUAAUGAACACCUCCUGCUUAAUGUCCUUGGGGCCAAGGAUGCAGGAGGCUCCAUGACCAUCCACACCUUCGGGGCCUAUUUUGGACUGAUGACCUCCCGGGUCCUUUACCGGCCUCACCUGGACAAGAGCAAAGAACGGGAAGGAUCCACAUACCACUCAGAUCUCUUUGCUAUGAUUGCCCAUUCUGGCCUCCAAGCUGAAAAUCCAGGACACGUGUGGAGUCCCCAACUUCUGGUUACAGCUCUGGCCACUCAUGAUACCUACGGAGAAGGGCUGACCGAUGUCUUUCCCCUCAUUGCUGAUGGGAGUCGGACUGCUGUGUACCAAGGUGUCUUCCAGCUGAUUGGCUUAUGCGUUACUCUGGGAAUCGCUGUGAUAGGUGGAAGCCUUGUUGGGCUCAUCCUGAAGAUGAAAUGCCUUGCAGCUCCCCCUGACACACAAUGCUUUGACGACCAAGUCUACUGGGAGAUACCUGAGGAUCAUCACGAUGGAUUUCAGUGCUUGCAGGGUGCGAAGGAACUGGACAGAGACACGAGGGCCUGACAGGACUCAUCCAGGGUAGCCACAAGGCAGGGGGCAGAAGGAGCAUCGCCGGAUCCGUUGCGUCUUGAUGACCCUGACCAUCAGGAGAAGUUCUCAGAAGGCCUUUUAAGCAGGUCCAAAUGCCAGAACGUAUUGCCUCGGUGCUUCCUUGCUAAAACCAGGAGGUGCUCAGGCUCAUGGCUUUGGAAGGCUCAACCUCUGGUCUGAAAACCCAGCCAGAUGGAUGGGCUGUAAUUGCUCAACGGAGAUGAAAACAGCAUUCCGCGCAUGAACAGAGAGGCAGCCCCACAUGUUUGUGAGCUUCACCGUAUCUGUGGUUCACUGCAACGGAGUCUGGCGCUCGGGGUUAUCUUGAAAUAAGACUGUGACUGUUUGGACAACCCAAGAGCCCCAGAGCAAGUCUGAUCUCUGGUCCAAUGAGUGACACCUGACAGUAUCUCACAUGAAGACACAUGAAGCUGCCUUGUGGUGAAUCAGACCAUUGGUCUAUCAAGAUCAGCAUGGCCUGCUGAGACUGGCAGUGGCUCUCUGGGGUCUUGGGCAGAGAAACGUCUGUCACAUCACCGAAUGCCUGGUCCUUUACACUGGAUAUGCUGAGGGUUGAACCCAGGACCUUCUGCAUGAAAAGCAGAUGCUUUCCCCCUAAGCCAAUGUCUCACAUUGUUCCAUGGAUGGAACAGGCAAAUGUAGGGUUCUCUCUCUCUCUGUGUGCAUGUGUGCAUGCGUGUGUGCAUGUACACACACACACCAGCCAGCAAAGAUCUCAACAUGAAUGUCAGAUGGCUGCCAUCUUUUUUAAAAUUAAAAUAAAUUUUAUUUAAUGCCUUCUCAAAGCACAAUACCACCAAUAUCAGAAAAGGCUCAUAGCAAUACAUAGUAUGUUGGCAGCAUGUGGAGAAACAUGGCUGCCAUCUUGAUGGCAUUCCAGCACUAAGCU